Messenger RNA from Rubroshorea leprosula, 1331 nucleotides. NCBI's taxonomy places the organism in Eukaryota, Viridiplantae, Streptophyta, Magnoliopsida, Malvales, Dipterocarpaceae. The record is from the annotation of a GenBank genome assembly.
GGUGGCCAAAUGGCCAUCCUUGCAAAUGACGUGCGUAGGAUUACAAAAACUUGGAGAGGAGUUCUGUUAUUCUAACUCGCCGCAUCUCCAGCUCCAAUUGCAAACCUUCCGUCCGACGAAUUUGCCCCGGCAAAUCUCCACUAAAUUGAAAGAGGGAGCCCCGCCGAUUACCCACCUGCUGCUCGCAUCCCUCCUCCCGUCCGCCCCUUCUAUUGCGAGCACUUCCAUCUCAACCGUCGAAACAAAAUCGGAGGAUACAGGGGAACGAAGAAGCGGAAGUGAAGAAGGCGAGGCAUGGGAGAUAUCUUUGCUUGGCUCAUUUCCUUUUUCAUCCUCAUAGCACUCCUCGUCAUCAUUGUUUACCAGGUCAACUCCAUCAAAAACCCUAGAACCUUCGAUUAUUUCUUUUCCUGGAUUUUCUCAUUUAUCUGUAAAUAUUAUCAGAUGUAUUGUUCAAACUGAGUUCAUAGGAGUAAUAAGGAUUAAGGAAGAAUUCCCUGCUAUUUAUGCUAAAUUUUGUUGUAACUGCUGUUUUCUAUGCUGAUGCCUUUAAGGUUAUUUGUCUAAAUUUUAGAUUCCUUGGGAAUACUAGGUUACUACUUGGAAAGAGUUUCAUGUUGCAUCUGUAGCAUGUUUGAUGUUAUAUUAAUUGGGAAAUGAAAGUUUACAUUUUGAUGAGAUUUGUUGCAGCUUAUGUGCUUGGCUGAUCUUGAAUUUGAUUAUAUCAACCCAUAUGAUUCGGCAUCGCGGAUAAAUAGAGUGGUUAUGCCAGAGUUAAUCACACAAGCAGUUCUGUGCUUCUUCUAUCUUGUAACGGGACACUGGGUUAUGUCGUUGCUUUGUGCCCCGUAUUUGUACUACAAUGUUAGACUUUACCAAGGAAACCAGCAUCUGAUAGAUGUGACCGAGAUAUUCAACUUGCUUAACCGGGAAAAGAAGCAACGGCUAUUCAAACUGGGUUAUCUUAUUGUCCUCCUAUUUUUCUCCUUGUUCUGGAUGAUUUACAGUGCAUUGGACGAAGAAGAAUGAAAUGAAGGCCUGCCUAGCAUUCCUGGACAUCUUUCAAAAAUUAUUCAUUGCUGUAGAACUGCUGAUUCCUCUCAGUGGUUCACACUACUUUGCCGCAUUGAUUGAACUUGGUCGUUGUGAUUGAUAUAGCUUAAAUCACAAUUUGUAUAAUUGUGAGGUUUCUUUUGAUUUUAACUGCAAAAUGGUUUCAGGCAUCCAGUGUUAUUUGAGGCAUUCAGUUAUGAUACCUUCUCUUCACUCUUGGAUUGAGUUUGAUGUAUUCAAUGUUAAAACUUUGGAGUUGGAAAUUAGGAAUUGCGUUC